This is a messenger RNA of Ictalurus furcatus (blue catfish), 10025 nucleotides long. It is a transcript of the gene mgaa, whose product is annotated as MAX dimerization protein MGA a. Lineage: Eukaryota; Metazoa; Chordata; Actinopteri; Siluriformes; Ictaluridae. Gene Ontology annotation, biological process: positive regulation of DNA-templated transcription; cell fate specification; regulation of transcription by RNA polymerase II. The transcript has 26 exons. Gene Ontology annotation, molecular function: DNA-binding transcription factor activity, RNA polymerase II-specific; protein dimerization activity; RNA polymerase II cis-regulatory region sequence-specific DNA binding. Gene Ontology annotation, cellular component: nucleus. The record is from RefSeq and is a predicted model, not a curated record. The coding region runs from base 621 to 9035 and encodes 2804 amino acids.
AUUGGUGUCGUGACGUAACGCGUCGUAACAUGCACGCACAGUCCGAUGGUGAGACGUACAGCAUAAUAUUUUGAGAUUCGAAAGCACAGCGGAUGAUAUUAUCGGAUGCAAGGGUUGUGUAUAUUUUUUUAAGAAGAGGCACACUUCGAUAUGGGCAUGUGCGUGCUUUUAUUGAAGGACCGAGCAAGCUGACUCGACCGCGUGGUUUGCUGUUCAGCCUCGCUUCUGAUUCACCCGCCAUUCGACACUCACUGGUCGACGUGCACGCGCCGCACGUCCCCCUCUUCGGCCUUGUUGAGAUAUAUGCGACGUUCAUGAUUCAGAGUGAGAGCUGGCGACUUCCGGCAAUGUGAGCAACACGACCUUUGGCGACUGUGUGGGCAUGUCCAGUGACGCAACAAAGUUGAGAAGUUUAACUUGAUGCAGAUUUGGAGCGACUUGGUGCAGCGACUGCCAAUGGCAGUGAAGACAGUAGAACGCAUGUGAUCCGUAGCCUCUCGUGUUCUCUAGCAGAAGUAGCGCCAUUGCAGCAAGCGCCGCUUAAGCCUCUGGAUGUGGAAAGAUCAGAUGUGACCUGAGGUAAAAGAGACAGCAGCUCUUCAGAUGACUUCCUCGGUCACAUGGCCAUUCCACACAAUCAGGCCAUAAUGGUGCUUCGUCAGGAGGGCACGACUACAUCUACGGUACCUCAAACAUCUGCUUGUUCACUUUUUGUUGUCGUCAACCAGCUACAUCCUGCUGGUGGAAUGCAGGACAAACAAACUCUAUUUGCUAGUACGGAAGCCAGCCCUUUGGCCAAACCCACUCUUGGUUCAUGUGUAGCAAGCCUUAAUAAAGUAUCAUCCAUGUCUUUGUCAGCUAUGGCAGCUACCAACACCAGUAACCAGCUAUGUAACUUACCAGCAGAGUCUACAUGCAAAGGAAUCACAGUCACUUUGGACAACAAUAAUAUGUGGAAUGAGUUUUUCAGAUGUCAGACUGAGAUGAUUCUAACCAAGCAAGGUCGUAGAAUGUUUCCUUGUUGUCGUUUCCGUGUCUCCGGAUUGGAACCUUUCCAGAGGUAUACCUUAGUAAUGGAUAUGCAACCAGUGGAUAAUUACCGCUACAAAUGGAGUGACAGACGAUGGGAGACCAAUGGGAAAGCUGACCCACACAUUUUGCGCUCCUUUGUACAUCCCGAUUCACCCGCUACUGGUUUAGACUGGAUGCAAAAUCCUGUUUCCUUUUACAAACUAAAGCUUACCAAUAACCUCUUGGACCGAGAGGGCCAUAUUAUCAUAAACUCUAUGCACCGGUACAUUCCCCGUCUUCACGUUAUUCCUGCAGAUAAAGCUAUGGAUGUCAUUCAGCUAGAUGGGCCUGAUGUUGUAACAUUUAGUUUUUCUCAGACAGAGUUCUUUGCUGUCACAGCUUACCAGAAUUUGUCCAUCACCCAGCUCAAAAUUGAUUACAACCCCUUUGCAAAAGGUUUUAGGGAUGAUGCUAACAACUCCCGAUGUUGCAAGCCCAAGAGUGCCCUGUCCACGGAAAAACUGGAGAGUGAGGUCAAAUCCAGCAAAGAGGCUACAGCCUUGAAUAAUCUCAAGUCCUUGUUCGCAAAGAUGAAUGCUUCAGAAAAGGUCACUACCAAUUUGGACCUUAAAACUGUUCAUUGUGAUGGUCCAAAGAGAGUUGAGCCUGAGAGUUCUAGCAGCAGUAUGAAGCGUCCAUGGCCAGGGGGGCUUUCUGAACUAAUUAAGGGAGCUCAUGUUAAGGUAAAAAGGAUAUCCCUUGAGAAAAUCCAUAAUGGCAGUAGCCAGCAAAUGAAUAUUGAUGGUCUGGUUUCAAAAGUGAACAAUAUGGAUGUUGCAUCUAAGGACUGCACAUCUGAAAACAUCUCAAUCCCUGAUGUUACCAAGGAGGGAACGGAAACUGUAUCAUUUUCAAAAAACUCAGACUCAUCCACUUUAAAAAAUACAACCAAGUCAUUUUCUCCAACUAACCUGCAGUGCAAGCUGAACAAAACUACUUCCAACACACCCUUAAAUGAAAAGAUGGCCACAAUAUUGAGUGAAACGGAAACAUUGACUGAUGAAAAGUUGAUCAAUGAGGAAACCUCACAGUGUGUUGUCAAACCUCUUGACUGUGGAGGAGAAGUGAAGAAGAAGCGGGCUGAGCCUGUUCCACUACCGCUUCUUGCUCUAUUUCUACAGCAAUUGAAGUCAAAAACAAGACCCACCAGACCAAAGCCAAAAUCUGAAGCUUGUGGUGUGUCAUCACAAUCUGAUAAAUCUUGUCAUGAUACUUCAGUUGCUGAAAACAUAUUAUCCUCCACAGCAUCCUUUACCCCGUCUCUUGACACCCAGUUGAAUGUACAACCAGCAGUUUCCCCAACAUCUCAAACCAUUACAACGUCCAUUUUAACAUGUACUGUAGCAAGCACUGAACAUGAAACGAUCUCAACACCAAAUUCUGCCGGUGAUGCUGCUACUGCCACGACAGCCAGUGUUGUUCGUGAUACACUGCAACUGUCCACACAUAAGAACGUAUCUGCUACUACCUCUGCAUUUGUACAUAAUGUCAAACCCAACACUAGUUUUUCAGACACCACACAUAACACUAAGAUUGUCUCAGUAACCUUAGAUGAUGCCUCCCCUGGAGAUGCACCUAGCUGUGAUCCUAAAGUUUUUCCAGCUACCACACCUGAUGCUCCCGGUAAUGAACUUGUGCAUAGUAAUGUCACUACUGACAAAUCCACCACAGAGCCUGCUCAUGAUUCCUGUACAGUUCCAUGUCCAGAGGCUGUUCCAUGGUCCCCAUCUCCAGGGGUUAAAACUCAGUCUUCACCAUCUUGUGCACCAUCCUCUCCAUGCAUGUCCGCUCCAUCCUCCCCUGACCCAUUUCCACCAAGCAUGUUCUCUGAUAGACCCAUACCUCCUAGAAAGACACUUGACCCAUUUCCACCUUGCUUAUCACUCGAUAGACCAAGACCAUUAUUAGAGCUGGCGGACCCAUUACCACAGAUAUUUUUCACAAGACCAACACCACCUGAAGACCCAGGUCCAGCUGUUUUUAGUAUUACUAGUGAGGUGAACUGUCCUGUAGUUUCCCCUGACCCUAACAUACCAAAGGAAUUAAAACCAUCCCUGAAGACUAGUAAAGGCACAAAACGCAAGGUGAAACAAAAGAAAAGUGGGAAGUCAAAGCUGAGUGAAGAUGCAGAGGUGAAGGAAGUCCCCAUUCCUGUCCCAAUGCAGCCCAUCCUUGAAGAUGUGGAGGGUCAAUUGUUUGUUUCCUUCAUGUCAAAGAAAGCCCUUGAAAUUCAUCUUGGAGAUGAAGCUAAAGAAGAUAUUGUAGAGAAAACGACAGAAAACAUUGAGGAUGAAGUCCAUGAUGAAGAGGAACGCAUCAAUGCUCUUGAAAAGGUCCUUCUGCGUGAUUUAACAAAUAUGAAAAACAGACAGGUCAUUCAUCCAGUUCUGCAAGCAGUUGGUCUGAAGCUGAAUCUUUUGGAUGUUACGCUGUCUAUUGAUCUGCAGUAUCUGGGUGUAUGUUUACCUAUACCUCCACCUAUUCACUUACCUGAGGGAAGCUCAGGGACUUGCUCAUCACAGGUUCACUUUGUUUCUAGAACAGGGAAAACAACUGACAUCACUAAAAUCAAAGGCUGGAGAGAAAAGUUUUCCACAAGUUCUUCAUCUGUUCCUAGAGUCACCACAUCCUCGGAUACAGGACAAAAGAACCUCUCUGCUUUCUGUAGUGACAUGCUUGAUGAGUACUUGGAAAGUGAAGGCAAGCUUAUUGAUGAACGAGCUGCCAGUUUCUCGCAGGCUGUUGUCACUCCUGUGGCCUACCAGCUACCCACUAAGAGCACAAGCUAUGUUCGUACACUUGACAGUGUUUUGAAAAAGCAGGCACUUCCAUUAGCAUGCGCUCUCUCUGAGCCUUCCGCAACAUCCAGAAAAACUAUGCUGAACUCAAAACGCAAUAAAGCUGUGUCGGAGGUAAAAACAAAGAAACCCAUGAAAGUUGAAAACCCAGUUUCUACCACAGACAAGAAAUCAGGGGGAACCUCUUCAAAGAAAUCCACCAAGUCUAAUACAUCAAAAUCAGGAUCAAGUGUGCAGUCUGCUGCCCCUGCCUUGUCCCAAAGCAAAAAAUCUUCCAAAGUGAAGACCAAGAAGGGAUCCAAGCCUUCACAAGAUUCUUUUCACACAGCUGAAAAGCCUGCUAAGGAUCUUAAGUCAGCGGUUCCUGCGGGACAGAACGCUUCUAGUUCCCCUGGUUCAAACCUGCCACUGGGACGCAGUUCAGGCCUACCCAAAACCCUAGUUAAACUAAGGGAUGUGGAGGACGGUGCGGUCUGGGAGGGGAAACAUCGUACCUAUAUCACCAUGGAACGGGCAGCCAUUGCUUUAUCCUGUCUCGUCACAGCAGAGGGUACAAUAAGAGGAAGCUCUUCUACGGUCAUAAAACGACGUGCACCACCUUGUCUCAAUGACUUUUGCCGAUUAGGGUGUGUAUGUGCUAGUCUCGUUCAAGAGAGGCGCCAGCACCAUUGUGGCAAACCUCAGUGCAUGCUGGGUUGUGACUGCCUUCGACGCAGAGUAGUCCUUUUGAAAAACGAGGACAUGUACGAGGAGUCUGCACCUGUAAAUGAUACAGAAGAAAAUGCAACCAAAGUGAAAAAGAAGAAAAACCGUAUAUCUUAUAUUCUUUCAGGUACUGAUGCAGCACCUGAGCCAGCCCUUCAUGUAAAAACAUUAUGGGUUCAGCAAAAUGACUCCGAUUCAGAGCAACUUUUUAUUCCUGAUCCUGCCAGGCCUCUUCACCCUCAUCCACAAUCACUAGAUCUGCAAAAAGACUUGGAGUACUUUCUUCAUGCUUCACCUAAACGAGCAGCUGUGAGAGCUGUUGAUGGGGAAGGUUUGAUCAGUGUCAAAAAUCAGGAAAGCCUGGAUUGUGCUCGUGUGAGGCCAUUCUGUGGGAGAAAACUGUCUCCUUGUAGACAAAGACGCAUGAAGGAAGGUCAUCCAGAUAAUGGUUCACAGGACUCACUGCAAGAGAUGGAGGAAGGGGAACUUCGGCCACCUACCCUGUCCGGCCCUACCAAACGGCUGGAAAUUGUGUCGAAGUGCAAGUGGGCAACAGAAGACCACAGGAACGUGGUCCUGCGUACAGUGUGUGAGCGUAUGGCACAGGACCGUCUGAAGCACCCUUUCUGGAUCGGCAAGUACCAAAUCCAACCCACGUCCAAGACUAUAAAGGAGACGGAUGAAGGAUCCAUCAUUACAUAUAAAGUGGUCAUCUCUCAGCCCCAAGUAGAGGAGAGUGAAGAGAAGAAGGAGCAAAAGAGAAUAAAGCAGCUGGAAGCUCAAUUGAUUGAAACCAUAGGAAAAAGUGAGGUGAAGGGCCUCCCGCUUCUCUCUCAGGUCACUCCAGCAGGUUUGCUAAAGGCUGAGAAAAAACCUUCUGGUGCUCUGGGGCAGAUAAUGGUCAAUGGAAAACUAUAUCCACAAGCCAAACUAGAAUUGGGCCAGAUGGGGGCUUUGCAUCCUGCCAACAGAUUGGCUGCCUAUAUCACAGGAAGAGUAUGUGUGGCUAACAAACAUGACCCUAAGGCUGUUACCACAGCCACCAAGACUUAUCAUACAGCUAGUACCACUCCCACUAGUGUGGCCACAACAACUGUUACCAGCACACUUUCUUCAGCUGUUACACUCGACAAGCCCACAGUGACUAAGCAGCCUAUGGGAAAAGAGGUUGAGAUCAGCUCUGUAAAUUCCCAGCAGAAAACGGCAACCAGAGCUAGUACAUUACCAAUGCAGAGCACUGUUAAAAAUCUCAUCAUUCCUUCUUCCUCUAUGUUGACUGGAUCCACUGGGAUUUCAGUGUCCAUUAACAUGCGACCAAAGGCAAGCAUAGCUUCCCAUGCGUCUCCUGCAUCUGGUACUACAGAUGGCUCUAUCCAAGUGGUUAAGGCAAUAUCUGGGUCAGCGGCAUCAGAGAAAUCUUUUGUGCUCAGUACAGCUGGAUCAAAUGUAGCGCUCUCUGGUAGUGGAAUAAGGUUGAUGCAGCCUCAAACUUCCACUUGCCCAGCUGUUCCUGGCCAGAGGAUUGUGAUGUUUAAGGCAGCUAAUCCUGCUGGCCGAGUCGUUCAUUUUGUGCCUCUCGGCCAAUUCAGGGCCCUCAAUCCCAACGUCGUCGUACGUCCUCAGCAGGCCACUCUAAUCCGUUUACCCACCCACAAUCCAGUCCCUCUGAGUAAGUCUCAAACCUCCACAACUGCCGCUUCAUCCACAGCUCCUUCUUCUGCGACACAAGAUCAGCAUAUGGCCCCAGUACAAAGUAUAACUAGAGACACUAUCACAACAAGCAGCACCUCCCCUAUUAAUACAAAACCAGUCACCUCUCUCUCAGGCUCAAAGACCUUACUGUUUUGUAACAAACCAAGUACAGUAAAAAUUAUACCAGGAUUUCUUAGGGAUACUGCCACAAGCACUUUAAGAAUUCUACCUAUGAAAGCUGUUGAGACUAAAACGGUUAAAGAUCCGAGAAACACAUCUUCAGAAUCAUCAGCUCAAAGCUCUUCAGAGGGUCACCCUGAAAAUCAGGGCUUACAGCUCACUUCCCAAAGCUGCUUAACCCCUAAGAACCAAGAAUCUCAAAAAUUAGACAACCCUAUCCACACCAGCCCUACACCAACCAAGGAAUCAUGUGACGAAGACUCCCAAUGCUCCAAAAUGUCACCUGAAAAUGUGAUUUUUACAGACCACUCCUACACAUUUGAAAUGAAGAAGACAAGCACACCAUCUAAAAAAACUGUUGAUGUUUCUAAAGAUGGCUCUGAUCCUGCAAACAGCUCUACAUAUCACAUGCUCCUCAAGGAAGUGCUGGAUUUGGGUCCUGUUGAAGUUGAGAAUUGUGGUACCAGUGGUGCUGUCCUAGGCACUGAGAGUGGUGUUGAAUCUAAAGCGGAAUCGCAUCUGAUGGAAGAGGAUGUUAAUUCAGACUGCACAGAAUUAACAGAAGAUUCAGACAUGUAUAUUGACACUGACUCCUGCCAGUCCAGUGACCAGGAGGAUCUGUGUGUAGUCAGUGAUUCUGAUAGAGAAGAAAAGAAUAAGAAGAAACAAGAAUUUAUUGAUGCACAAGUGCAGAAUUUGACUGAGAUGGAUGAUGAUGAGCUGGUUGAUAUUGAAACGUUUGAGGAGGAAGCUGAGAAGAUCUCUGCACUAUCUGAGCAGAUACAGCAUGACAGCUUUCAAAAUCAGUCAUCAGACAAGGAGACAAAUGAAAAUUUGUUUAAACUUAGGAAGAGGAAGGACGAGAAGAGGAGACGCAUUACACUGAGGAAUUGUUUUCAAAAUCUGAAGCAGGCUCUCAAUAUUGAAGAUCCUAAAGUUCCCAAAAUAACGUUACUCUCAGAGGCCCUGGAAGAAAUUAACCGUCUUACCAAACGAGGAGAUCACUUGGUGAAAAUGUGGGACAAGCUGAGAAAGAAAAGAGCUUACUACAUUGAAAUGGCAUCCCAGUUAUCUGGAAAAAACAAAGCCUCUAUCUCUCAGAAGUUGGAUGAAAUCAUUGCUAAGCAGAAAUCUGUAGAGAUUGAAGACAAAGGAAAUGAUACCAGCCUUAACCUUAAAAAGAGAGUUCCUAAGCAUUCACACAGGAACGUCAGCGCAAAACAGAAGAAAACUGGUACCAAAGACAAAGCAAAACACCUUAGCAUUAGGAAACAGAAACAUCUGGGAUUCAAGGGCCGAAGAACAGAAAAUAUCAGCACUAAUCAGAAAAUGACUGUGGCCAAACUAACUGACACUCACCCAACACCACAGCUAGGAAAAUGUCCUUUACCCAGUCCAAUAUUACGUGAGAGAACAAGGCCGAACAUCCUGUCCCGCAGCAAUUCUCAAACACUGGCUAAUGAUCAAGUGCUUGUUCCUCAAGUGAUUCCACUGGUGGAAGCAGUAGUGCCAUGCAAUCAGAUCAUUACUAUAAGUAACCCUCUUCAGCCCAUUGACAUCACUUCUUUAGGGGAAAGGCAAUCAACCACACCAGGUGUUGCAACGGUGUCCAUAUCUCUUCCUCCCAUCUCCCAACCGCAAUGUGUAGAGAAUCCACCUCCCAUAUUACAACCACAAGUUCUUAAACUGACCAACAGCCUUGUUACCACACCAGUUGUUGAUAUAAGCCUCCCCAAGUUUUCCAGUAUUGUUUCUUUGGUACAGUCAGAAAAGCUGCUUGUUACACCUCCAUCUGCAGCAGACAUGCAGACACAGGCAGCAUGUAACUCUUCAGCUGGGGAGGCUCAGCAGAAUCCUUCUUCUGAUGAACCCACUCUGGAAGAGGAAAAACACCUGGACAAACAGCUUCCAGAGGUUGUGCCCAAAAAACCUGAGCAUGAUGUCAAGGUCACGAUAGAAGAAGAUCCAAAAAAGCAAAACGAAGAUGAAAAGAACACACCUAAACCUGAGCAAGAAGAUGAUCGCCUGAUGUCAUUACUCGAUGAGCUUGAUUUCCUCAGUCAGACCUCUGAACUACAAGAAGCAGCUUCGAGUCUGACAGAGGAAGAUGUACUGACAGACCUGCUCACUAAUAAAGAGGUAGAUAUGGACAGAGAUGAUGAACGCUCUCUCAGUCCUCUGUUUCUCAAACUAGAUGAGGAUCUUGUAUCACCCACCUCAAAGGAUGAGGAGAUAGAGGACAUUCCUCCUAAGGUAGAUGAUCUUGUUAAGGUUAUAUUCGGGUCCGAAUCUCCUCCCAAUUCUUCAGAAUCUGAGAUUUUUUCAGCAGCCGGUGAUGACUGUACUCGUGUUUCAGCAUGCCAUGUUAAAAAUGAUGCUCCAACUCCACCCCCUUUGCUGCAGAUGAAAACUGGAGGGUGUACUACAGCAGACUCUCUAAAAGAGCAGGCCAACUUAUCAUGGCGGCCAAUGCCAAAGCUUGCUCCUCUGGGACUAAAGACUCAGGAGACUGGGCACCCUAAAUUGAUCAGUCCUCAUGCCCCCAAAUCAGACUCAAAGCUGCCUAGUCUUCAUAACACACAUGUAUAAUAACCAAAUCAUCAGGGAUAUCCAUUGUUUUACCUGGACUCGUAUACCUUCUUACAUAGGACUGUUAUUUAUUUGUUUCUGAGUACAUUUCAUUAUAUCUUGCUUCAACAAGAACUACCUAUUGUGCCUCUAGUAGAGCCAAAGAUGUUUUGUUUGGAGUUCUGUGAGUGCAAAUGAUUUGACUGUUGGAGAAAUUGUUAAUCGUCCUUUUAUUUUAGAAGAUAAGAGGAAGGCAUUAGAGUGAGCAAAAUGACAAUAGUUUUGUGUAUAAUAAUGUAAAUGUUGUAAAAAGCCAACACUAAUGGUUCAGUAGGAAAUUUGCAUAUUGAAUUGUAUAGUACCAGAUGCCUUAUAAUAGGCCAAGGCAUUUUACCCAAUGGAUGUGAUUAAAAUAAAACAAAAAACAAUGGUGCAGUGGAUGUUGCUUAAUUCCCCAGUAUUUUGUCAAGCUGUAAGCUAAAAGAAGCAGGCUGCCAACAUGUAUAAUCAACCCAGUCUUGAUAACUAUUUUUGCCAUGCAAGCUGCAAUGAAAGCUGCAUGAAGAAAGCAGACCAUCGGUAAUAAUAAUGUAUUAAAUAAUGCAAAAUGGUUCUACACUUGAACAAUGUUUUAAUAGGAAUGCAGAAAUGUUAGUCUUUAAGAAGCAAACAGGACCUUGGAGAACUUACAACAGUCAUUGUUGAUGUGAUGUUAAUAAUGCUGUAACGCACUUCCUAUCCAGCAUGGCACCUGUGUACUUCAGGCAUGAUUUACUUGUGCUUUAAUGGUGCUUUUCAAAAUACUGUGCCAGUGAAUUUUUUAAAUUGAAAGAGUUUAAUCAAGCUUGUUAAUUCUUUGAAACAUUCUAAUUGAUUUUUUCUUAAUUUUUAACCCUUCAUUUAAGCAAUCAGUGACACUUUUACUCUUGAUUAUAAAAACUUUAAGUCUGUGUUCUUGGUUGUUGUAUUUUGAAAUUUUGUAUGGCAUUUUAAAGGUUUUUGUUCACUGUA